This is a messenger RNA of Homo sapiens (human), 7186 nucleotides long. It is a transcript of the gene GALNS, whose product is annotated as galactosamine (N-acetyl)-6-sulfatase. The coding region runs from base 1964 to 3490 and encodes 508 amino acids. The transcript has 14 exons. The record is from RefSeq and is a predicted model, not a curated record. Gene Ontology annotation, cellular component: lysosome. NCBI's taxonomy places the organism in Eukaryota, Metazoa, Chordata, Mammalia, Primates, Hominidae. Gene Ontology annotation, molecular function: N-acetylgalactosamine-6-sulfatase activity.
GGUGAUCCGCCCGCCUCGGCCUCCCACGGUGCUGGGAUUACAGGCGUGAGCCACCGAGCCCGGCCCACCACCUGCCGUUUUUUAAACCCAUAAGCCAGGCAUGGGUUUUAUAAUUUUAAAUUGUUCAAAAAACCAAAAGAGUAAUAUUUUGUGACAUGAAAAAUUAUAUGAAAUUCAGAUGUUGAUGAAUAAAGUUUUAUUGGCACAGAGCGUGCACAUCUGCUCGCAUGCUGGCUUGUGGCAGGGCUGAGGGGCUGUGACAGCCCCAUAUGGCCCACAAAGCUGAAAGGAUUUGCUGUGAGGCCCUUUACAUAAUGCAUUUGCUGAUGCCAGCUCUAAAUAUCCAUAUUUGCAUUCAGAUUGGUUUCAGAAAUAAAUAUGCGUUGAAUGCAGCUGGGCCUGUGAACGUGGUGGUUGAAUUCAGCUGGGCCUGUGAACUUGGUCGUUGUGUUUAGAAUGUGUUGUCUUUCCCAGGUGUUGUGUGUUUGUGCUGCCGAAGCUGCUGAAGGCGGCCUGUAGAGGGCAGGGGCCCAGGCAGGCACAGUCACUUCACUGGUGUCUUGGUUGGUGCUUGGAGCACCUCAGGAGGGAAUAUGUCCUUAAGGAAGGAAGACAGGCCAGACAGAGGGGCCUCGGAGUGUUGGCUUCUACCAGGCUCCUGCUGAGGUGGGCGCUCAGGGAGACGGCUGGAGGAUCCGAGGAGAGCCAAAGCCCCAGGCGGUGCCCUCCCCUUCUCCUUCUAGAGCAAAGUCCUGGCCCACUGCCUGUUUAAAAGCACUUUUUUCCAACAAUACACACUGUAAAAUUUGAAGAAGUUUUCAGUGAACACCGCCGCUGCCACUCACCUCCGGAGUUUGCCGUGGGCAUUUGCUGUGCUGGUGCCAUCACACCUGGCAUCACCCCGGCCUCCUGGCAUCACCCCAGCCUCCGUGCUUCCUGCCCUGUGCUCACCCGUCCUCCUGCUUGGGGUUUUUAUUGUAAAAUACACAGAACGUAAAAUUGACCAUGACAGCCACCUUAACGUGCACCACUCGGGCACAGUCCAUUCACAGCGUGGUGCCUCCAUCCCUUCUACCUGCUUCCAAACAGUCCAUCCCAAGAAGAAACCGGUACUCAUCAGCAGGCCCUCCCCAGCACCCACCCCCAGCCCCGGCAGCCACUCAGCCGCCUCCUGCCUCUGCGGACCGGCCUGUUCCGGAGGCUUAAUGAGCAAAUCACAGCCUGUGUGGCCCUUGUGUCUGCUUCCUUCCCUCACAUGAAGCUUUCCAGGGCCGUGCGCGGUGUGGGGUGCCCUUCCUUUCGAUGGUUGGGUAGUGUGCCGCGGUACGUGCGUGAGUUUCCUGAGACAUAACACGUUACCACAGGCCAGGUGGCCUUAGCGGAAAUGGAUUCUUGCCGGAUUCUGGAGGCCAGAAGUGCAAAAUCAAGGUGUCAGCCGGGCCCCUCCCCCUCAGGCUCUCCAGGAAGGUCCUUGCUGUCCCCUGGCUGGUGGCUGCGUCACUCCAGUCUCGGCCUCGGCCUUCACCCGGCAUCUCUACUGCAUGUCUGCGUCUCUAAGGGCCCAGUCAUAGGAUUGAGGGCCCACCCUGGCCCAGCGUGACCUCAUCUUAGCUCACUACAUCUGCAGAGACCCUACUUCCAAAUGUGGCCACACCCACGUAGUACACGCCGGCCGCACUUUGUCGUCUGCCGAUGGGCGCUCAGGGUGCUCCUGCCUUUUGGCCACUGAGUCGUGCUGCCCUGGACGCUCGUAUGCAGGCCUGCGUGUGGACGUAAGUUUCAGUCUCUUGGGUGUACAGCUAGGAGUGGAGUUGCAGCGUGGAACUGCAGGGUCACACGAUAACUGGGCUUCUGGGGGACAGUUACCAGUUGACUUUGAAAUCUAGACGUGUACAGACAUACGAGGGCCUGUGUAUUUAUGUUGAAAAUAGAUGCACGUGUUUAGAGGCCAGCUCCUGCGAGCAUGCAGAUGCUGGUGUCAGGCUGGGAGGAGGCAGACGGACACAUUCCCCACCUGAAGACCAAGCAGAAGUGGAGGCGAAAGACAGCGUGGGCUGACCGUGGAGCGGCCCCAUCGUGCACGCACGCAGGCGAUGCUGAGAUGGGAUGGGGUGACCUCGGGGUGUAUGGAGAGCCCUCCAGAGAGACCCCGAAUUUGGACCGGAUGGCUGCAGAAGGGCUGCUUUUCCCAAACUUCUAUUCUGCCAACCCUCUGUGCUCGCCAUCGAGGGCGGCACUGCUCACAGGACGGCUACCCAUCCGCAAUGGCUUCUACACCACCAACGCCCAUGCCAGAAACGCCUACACACCGCAGGAGAUUGUGGGCGGCAUCCCAGACUCGGAGCAGCUCCUGCCGGAGCUUCUGAAGAAGGCCGGCUACGUCAGCAAGAUUGUCGGCAAGUGGCAUCUGGGUCACAGGCCCCAGUUCCACCCCCUGAAGCACGGAUUUGAUGAGUGGUUUGGAUCCCCCAACUGCCACUUUGGACCUUAUGACAACAAGGCCAGGCCCAACAUCCCUGUGUACAGGGACUGGGAGAUGGUUGGCAGAUAUUAUGAAGAAUUUCCUAUUAAUCUGAAGACGGGGGAAGCCAACCUCACCCAGAUCUACCUGCAGGAAGCCCUGGACUUCAUUAAGAGACAGGCACGGCACCACCCCUUUUUCCUCUACUGGGCUGUCGACGCCACGCACGCACCCGUCUAUGCCUCCAAACCCUUCUUGGGCACCAGUCAGCGAGGGCGGUAUGGAGACGCCGUCCGGGAGAUUGAUGACAGCAUUGGGAAGAUACUGGAGCUCCUCCAAGACCUGCACGUCGCGGACAACACCUUCGUCUUCUUCACGUCGGACAACGGCGCUGCCCUCAUUUCCGCCCCCGAACAAGGUGGCAGCAACGGCCCCUUUCUGUGUGGGAAGCAGACCACGUUUGAAGGAGGGAUGAGGGAGCCUGCCCUCGCAUGGUGGCCAGGGCACGUCACUGCAGGCCAGGUGAGCCACCAGCUGGGCAGCAUCAUGGACCUCUUCACCACCAGCCUGGCCCUUGCGGGCCUGACGCCGCCCAGCGACAGGGCCAUUGAUGGCCUCAACCUCCUCCCCACCCUCCUGCAGGGCCGGCUGAUGGACAGGCCUAUCUUCUAUUACCGUGGCGACACGCUGAUGGCGGCCACCCUCGGGCAGCACAAGGCUCACUUCUGGACCUGGACCAACUCCUGGGAGAACUUCAGACAGGGCAUUGAUUUCUGCCCUGGGCAGAACGUUUCAGGGGUCACAACUCACAAUCUGGAAGACCACACGAAGCUGCCCCUGAUCUUCCACCUGGGACGGGACCCAGGGGAGAGGUUCCCCCUCAGCUUUGCCAGCGCCGAGUACCAGGAGGCCCUCAGCAGGAUCACCUCGGUCGUCCAGCAGCACCAGGAGGCCUUGGUCCCCGCGCAGCCCCAGCUCAACGUGUGCAACUGGGCGGUCAUGCCCCAGAGACCUUCGCAUCAGACCUGAUCUCACUCAUAGGCACCCACCCAGAGCAGCACCUCCGUGCAGCCUGACAAGACCAGGCCUUGUUCACCUCCAGUAGAGAAACGGCCUCAUCACGCCAGCAUCGGCCAGAAACACAAGCACAGACGUGCCUCCAAAGUUUCACUGAAGUCUGUGUUCAGGCCACAAAGGAUGCGUCGUCGUCUUGUCCAGCCCUGGGGGCCGCAGCAGUCAGGGCCUCUCAGGAGCAGCUUUUCUGUCCCCUGCUUGGGGGUCCCAUAGGGUGGCAUGUGGACGGCCCAGCCAUCCCGCGUGUGCAGUGGCCGCAAAGGCCUGUUUCCCAGCACAGCUGAUGUGGGUCCCAGCAGGGCAGGUCUUCACAGCUCCUUCAGAUGGGACACGUGCGGCCCUCGCUCUAGUCGGCAAAAACGAGCCACACACAGGUCUGCGGUGUCGCUCCUGGGUGCCCAGAGCCCACCGAGCACAGUGGAGAUGGCCGAGCCCAGCCUCGAGGCCCCUGGGCCGUCGCUCACCUGUUUACACGGGCUGGGCGUGGCUGCCCACAGCCCCUGGAUCUGCCGCGCAGGAUUCGGGAAGAAGGCCCCUCGGCAGCUGCAGACUUCAGCCUGGGCUCCUGCUGUGCGGGCGAAAAGGCCCAGCUGAAGCCUCUUUCCAGGGCCAGACCCGGCUGCAGCGUGGGAGCCGCUGGGUGCCCGCCGUGCCGUGGGAAGGAAGGUGGUGGCUCUGAACAGCCAGGGAGCCACAGCGUGGGCCGGCGGAUGUAACAGGAGAGCACCGGCCAUCGGGAGCACCUACCAGCAGUGAGGACCAUGGAGGGCAGAUGGCCUUGUCCCUGCCCAGGGACAGUCCACCCUGCAGGGUUAUUUAGGACUGGGCAGGGCAGGGCCACCUCCGUUAGUUGGGGGGCGGGGGGCGGGGGUGCCUGGCAAGUUUCAUAGGAAGAUAUUCAGGGCCCUUCCUUCAAAGGGACCUGGGCAGCUGGCGUCCCCGCCUCUGGACUCAGUGGUGGAGCAGGGAGGUCCCUGUCUCAGGACCCCUGAGUCUCGGGGCCCCAGGAGCCCAGGGCCACCAGCCGUGGAGGAGCCCUGGCCUUCUGCCUUCCACACCCAAUCCCACUCCGUGCUGCUGGGUCCUUCUCUACGACCCAGGCUGCAGUGGCUCCACGGGCGCAGGCCACACCUGCCAUGGAGACAGUGGGCACAGGGCAGGGGAGGUGGGCGCACACAGCCUGGCUGCCACUGCCAUCUCCUGGGCACUGGGGGAACUGCCCCCACCGCCACACCUGUGCUCUCUGCAGGGGGAAAAGUGCCAACUCAGACCUGGCGAGCUGAGCCACUGGGGUCUGAGGGGCCCAGAUGCCACCGUGAGCAGAGCCAUGGGGGAGAUGCACAGACACGCGUGUGAAGCCUGGGGGCCCUCCUUACCCCUUCCCUGCCCUCUGUCCCCGCCAACUCCAGGCCAGCCCCAGGAGAGGGGCUCAGUGGCGUCUCUGGCACAGAGGAGAGGGAGUGUGGCCACCUGGACCCCUGCUUCUGGGACAGCUGAGCGGCCUUUGAGAAAUGCAGAUCCCCCAUCCAGACUCAAACACACCCUGCGGCUGCCUCUGCUGCCCCUGGAGUUUGGGAGCAGCUUCCUCACCCAAACCCACUCCUGCUCUGGUGGCCAAGGGGGCAGGGACACUCAUGCGGCAUCCCUGCUGCCGCCUAGGGCUGGAGACUGUCCUUAGUACCCUGAGCAGCACCCAGAAUCCAAAGUCUGUCCCCGGAAAGUGCCCUCAGGGCCAUGCGGCGUCUGACGUGGCACAGAAGUGGCCUGGAUGGGGACACAGAACCAAACUGCACUCAUUUCAGCCAAGAAGGCUCCUCUUAGCGGCAUAAGUCUCCCUUUCUGUUGCCAGGAAAAGUGCCCUCCCAUCAAGCAAGGCUUCCGCUAAGCAAGGCUGCACUGUGAGGUCCACACACACCCAGGCGAUGGAGGGGUGCGGGCUCCGCUCAGCACCGCACUGAACUGAGCCCAGCAGCGCAGUAGGGACUGGCUUCUCCCUGGGAAAGGCUUCUUGAGAGGCUGAAGCUGCAGGAGAGGGUGAUGAGUUGAGAAGCUCAGGGUGGGCCCUCCUGGGAGGACCGCCUGCCCUUUCUAACACUGCUGGCCCUCGGAGGCCCUCAGCCACUUGGCAGCUGCAUCCCCCAUACCCGGGACCUCCCCACCAAGUUCUCAUUUCUCCAAUGGCAGCCUUCAGAGCUGAGAGGCCGAGUCAAGAGGGUGCCAUCUCCCAAGUUCCCAUGAUUCCUGGGGAGCGUCUGUGUAGCUGCCCACCUGGACCGAGGUGGUCCCCACACUGAGGCCAAUUGGUUGGGGUCCGGGGUUGACCUGGGCAGGGGACACAUCAAAACUGCUCGAGGCCAAGCGCGGUGGCUCACGCCUAUAAUCCCAGCACUUUGGGAGGCCAAGGCAGGUGGAUCACCUGAGGUCAGAAGUUUGAGACCAGCCUGGCCAACUUGGGGAACCCUUGUCUCUACCAAAAAUACAAAAAUGGUUGGGCGUGGUGGCUCACACCUGUAAUCCCAGCACCUUGGGAGGCCAAGGCAGGUGGAUCACGAGGUCAGGAGUUCAAGACCAGCCUGGUCAAGAUGGUGAAACUCCGUCUCUACUAAAAAUACAAAAAUUAGCCAGGCGUGGUGGCGCGUGCCUGUAAUCCCAGCAGCUACUCACUCAGGAGGCUGAGGCAGGAGAAUCUCUUGAACCCGGAAGGCAGAGGUUGCAGUGAGCCAAGAUCGCGCCACUGAACUCCAGCCUGGGUGACAGAGUGAGACUGUCUCAGAACAGCAACAACAAAAUGCCCGCUGCUGCUGGGUCCAGAAGAGCUUGAAUAACUGCAUGUUCUUUUUCUCAAUUUUCAUUUCCCAGAACUGGGCACCUCCGGGCUGUGAAAAGUUAGGGAAGUGUCUGACACCUCCAGAAUCCAUUCCCAAGAAGUGCCUCUGGUCCCACUAGCACCUGCGCAGACUCAGGCCAGGCCUAGAAUCUCCGGUUGGCCCUGCAAGUGCCUGGAGGAAGGAUGGCUCUGGCCUCGGUCCUCCCCCAACCCUGCCCAAGCCAGACAGACAGCACCUGCAGACGCAGGGGGACUGCACAAUUCCACCUGCCCAGGACCUGACCCUGGCGUGUGCUUGGCCCUCCUCCUCGCCCACGGCGCCUCAGAUUUCAGGACCCUCCUCCUCGCCCACGGCGCCUCAGACCUCAGGACCCUGCCGUCUCACGCCUUUGUGAACCCCAAAUAUCUGAGACCAGUCUCAGUUUAUUUUGCCAAGGUUAAGGAUGCACCUGUGACAGCCUCAGGAGGUCCUGACAACAGGUGCCUGAGGUGGCUGGGGAUACAGUUUGCCUUUAUACAUCUUAGGGAGACACAAGAUCAGUAUGUGUAUGGCGUACAUUGGUUCAGUCAGCCUUCCACUGAAUACACGAUUGAGUCUGGCCCAGUGAAUCCGCAUUUUUAUGUAAACAGUAAGGGAACGGGGCAAUCAUAUAAGCGUUUGUCUCAGGGGAGCCCCAGAGGGAUGACUUCCAGUUCCGUCUGUCCUUUGUCCACAAGGAAUUUCCCUGGACGCUAAUUAUGAGGGAGGCGUGUAGCUUCUUAUCAUUGUAACUAUGUUAUUUAGAAAUAAAACGGGAGGCAGGUUUGCCUAAUUCCCAGCUUGA